This is a messenger RNA of Plasmopara halstedii, 879 nucleotides long. RefSeq names its product coatomer subunit. The transcript has a single exon. Bases 1 to 879 code for a protein of 292 amino acids. Gene Ontology annotation, biological process: retrograde vesicle-mediated transport, Golgi to endoplasmic reticulum; intra-Golgi vesicle-mediated transport; endoplasmic reticulum to Golgi vesicle-mediated transport. The record is from RefSeq and is a predicted model, not a curated record. Gene Ontology annotation, cellular component: COPI vesicle coat. Gene Ontology annotation, molecular function: structural molecule activity; protein binding. Lineage: Eukaryota; Oomycota; Peronosporomycetes; Peronosporales; Peronosporaceae.
AUGACUGAACCGGACGAACUCUUUACGCUAAAGAAUCACGUGUGGACUGGUAACUAUGCAAACGCGCUGAGCGAGGGAUCCAUGCUUAAUCAUCUGGGUGAAGCGCUGCGUAAUGAGCGCGACGUAUACGUCUAUAGAGCGCAAUUAGCGCUGGGUAAUAUCGCGCUUGUGCUCCGAAGCAUUCCAGACGGUGGUAACACGCCUAUUGCACUGAGCGCUGUGAAACUCUGGGCAACUUAUCUUAGCGGUCGAGGUGAUAAGGAAAUGAUUGAUCUGACACUCAAGGAAUGGCUGGCUGAUCCCACAAGUGGUGAAAACACGCAUUUGCUGCUGAUCGCCGGUCAGAUCUUUUCUCGUGAAGGCAAAUACUCAGAUGCGUUAUCGGCGCUGACUCGUGGUGGAUCACUCGAGCAUAUGCUGUACAUUGUGCACCUGUAUCUUCAAAUGGAUCGAAUAGACUUGGCUCAGAAGAUGGUGGCGGAGAUGAAGCGCAUUGAAGAGGACUCAACGCUCACGCAACUGGCGCACGCAUGGUGUCUAACAGUGCAAGGUGGUGACAAGGCUGAUGAGGCUACGCUGCACUUUCAAGAGCUAGCUGAUAGAUUUGGAUCCUCCACGCUGUUAAUAAAUGGUAUGGCAGUAGCAUUUAUGGCACUCAAGAAUUACGUUGAGGCGGAGCGCUUGCUACUAGAAGCCAUCGGCAAUGAUUCAACUAACGAAGACACGCUUAUUAAUUUGAUUACAGUCAGUGCACAUCUCAGCAAGCCGACUCACCAAUAUAUUGAGCAAUUACAAAAGGUGGCACCUUCAAGUUUGUGGCUAACGAAGUAUGCAUUGCUAGAUCGAGAAUUUUCCGAAUUGGCUGCCACUUAUGCGUAA